GGUCUUGCAUUCAAAAGUCUCCGCGGUAACCAGCAUGCUUUGCGUAGGCGGCAUUUUUCAAGAUGGCGGCCAAUAUCGUUUAUUUUUGAGAGGACGUCUCUGAAAUUUUACUAAUUUUACCCAUCUCUUAUCCAUUUAACCGGCAUCUUGACCGUCAGAAAACACUAAAAAGCUUCCUGAAGAGGUAUAUGGGAAUUCUCAGGCUGUGGAAUUGCUGUUUUAAUGCUGUCGUGACGUUAAAAGGAGUGGGUUCAUUUAAAUCUUGGAUUUUUUUGUAAUUUUCAAAGUACGGUUGACUUGACUAAAACAACAUCGUGAGAGUCAGAAUGGAGAAGUACCAAAAACUCAAGCGAAUCGGGGAAGGUUCCUUCGGGAAGGCGCUGCUGGUCAGAAACAAGAAGGACGGCAAGCAGUAUGUGAUCAAGGAAAUUAGUAUAACAAAGAUGUCUCCAAAGGAAAGACAAGAAGCAAGGAGAGAGGUGACAGUAUUGUCCAAGAUGAAGCACACAAACAUUGUUUCAUAUCAGGAGUCAUUUGAAGAGAUUGGAAACCUGUACAUAGUGAUGGACUUCUGUGAUGGAGGAGACUUGUACCAGCGUAUCAACGCACAGAGGGGGAUUCUCUUCCAAGAAGAUCAGGUGAUGAACUGGUUCGUCCAGCUGUGCUUGGCGCUCAAACAUGUGCACGACAGAAAGAUCCUGCACAGAGACAUCAAGUCACAGAACAUCUUCCUCAUGAGAGAUGGGGCUAUCAAGCUGGGAGACUUUGGAAUUGCUAGAGUUCUCAACAAUACUAUGGAGCUUGCAAGAACCUGUAUAGGAACUCCAUAUUACCUGUCACCAGAGAUGUGUGAGAACAGACCAUACAACAAUAAAAGUGAUAUAUGGGCUUUAGGCUGUGUACUGUAUGAGAUGUGCACACUCAAACAUGCCUUUGAAGCUGGAAACAUGAAGAAUCUGGUCUUGAAGAUAAUCAGGGGUUCGUACCCACCUGUGAGCCCACGGUACAGUUACGAGCUGCGGAACCUGGUGGCACAACUGUUCAAGAGGAAUCCAAGGGAUCGCCCUUCCAUCAACAGUAUCCUGAGGAAGAACUUCAUCUCCAAGAGAAUAGAAAAAUUCCUCUCGCAAGCAGAAUUUCAAGAGGAAUUCAGCCACACAGUUCUGCACAAGCAACACCCUUUAGCAGCUAAGCCUCCUGUCAGAGCAGCCCAAAAGCCUGUAGCGGUUGGCCCACGUGUUAGUGACCCAGCUGCAAAGUAUGGAGUCCCCCUGGCAGGCAAGAGGCCUCAGGCAGGAGCCAGAAAACCUGGUGACAAUGUAAGAAGGCUGAGUGCUGCCGAGGAGCGACAAAGGGAGCUUGAGAGGAAACGUAAGGAGUUGGUGGAGAGGGAGGCUAGACGCCGUCAAAAGGUCAAAGAGCAAGAAGAGAGGGUGCGCCAACACCAGCAGAAACUCUCCGAAAAGAAAAGGAUGGAACACAUCAACCAGGCGCGAGAACAGGGGUGGCGUUUCACCCUGCUAGGCUCUAACGAGAAUAAACCAGCUGAAGACAACAAGGACAAUCAGGAUGACAAGAAGAAGAAACCUUCUGCUGCUGCUGCAGGGGGUCCAGUCUUUAAGAAACCACUAGGUCCUAAGCCCCUCAGGGAACGGGGUAACUAUGAGGAGUACCACGCCUACCUGGACAAGCUGGAGAAGCAGCAGAAGGAAUCACAAUUUGAACCUAAGGUUGCCCCUGCCGUAAAACCAUACGAAGGUUGGCCGGACAAGAAUGCGGUGCGGAGAGAGCUUGAGCGUGGCGCUGCGCAGGCACAGGACAGGGCACGGCAGGGAGCAGCAGACAAGUUGCUCGGUGCCCAGGCAGCAGACAGAGGCAGGGUUGUGGAUGAGUUCUUACAGCGGAAGCGAGAGGCUGCUAAGAACAAGGCUCGCGGGCAGGCCGAGUGGGCCAGACCAGUCUCUGCAGGGGUGAGCAGGCCAGACCAACCAGGAGAGGGCCAGAAGCGCCCCUGGUCUGCUGUGGAGGGGCGGAACCAUCAGGAGCAGGAGUACCUGGCCAGACUGAGGCAGAUCCGCCUGCAGAACUUCAACGAGCGCAGAGCCCUGGCAGGAGGAGCGCCCGCAGCUACACCUGUGUCGGCCGUGCCAGACCCUCGAUUUGAUGCUGAUGCAAGAAGAAAAAAGAUAGAGGCACUGAGGGCCCAGGCAGACGAGCGAGCCCAGCAGCUGAAAGAACAGCUGGAGAAGAAGAGGAGGGAUGCAGCAGAGAAAGAGAGACGGUCCAGGGUCCAACAAAAGGAUAGGCCAGAAAACAGGGCUGUACCCUAUGGUGUACCACCAAAAAUACCUGAAGGAUUCAAGGGACCAGUGGUGGGGCUUACUGCUGCAUUGGAGAAUGUGGGAGCUGGUGAUGUGAAGGAGGCCGAAGACACCUCCCCGCUGAAGAAAGAGAAAGAGAAGAUCCUGAAGAGGUUGAACUUGAACCCUCCUGACCUGGCCAAUGAUAACGGUGGUGACAGGAAGAAGUGGGGGGCAGGGCCAGCCAAGCCUGUUAGCCCUCUGAUAGCCAUGACUCUGGAGCAGACGGCCUCACAUAUGGAGGCCACUAGUGCAGAAGACAAGGUGCUUGUAUUCAACAAAGCGGGCGGAGCGGAGAGAAAGAAGUGGGGACAGCCCGACCCUGCCGGAAUAGCGAAGGACGACAACCGUAAGCGCUGGGGCGGGCCGGCGAACACGGCGCUGCGCGUGCUACAGGAGGCGGAGCUAAACGAGGACACCAUGGCCCUGUUACAGGGGUACCAGGGGGAGCUGGAGGACCAGGAGAGUCAGGAGGAACAGAAGGGGGUCAAGUUCACCAUUCCUCUGGGGAAGGGCGAGGACAAGCCAGAUGGCUCAGCACCCUCCAAGUCUCCACUGGUGGGCACCCAUGUGGUGAAGCCCAAGACGCCUGUUGGCAAGGCUACCAUUACAAUACAGAAUGCUGCCAGCCCUAUCGGCAAGACUAUCACCAUCAACCAGGCUGGAACUACAGAGGAUGAUGGGGUAGAGGUGGUCUCAACAGAGGAAGGUGUCAAAACUGAACCUAAGGACAGUCUGCCCAAGACAAAGGGUGCAUGGGCAGGAGAGGAUGAAACUGACAGCAAAGACAAGUCUGAGAAACUUCCCACUCCUGUGGAUGAUGGUAAGACCCAACGUUCUCCAAGGCCAAAGUCGGCCAGCCCCAGACCAACCUCACCGUUAGUCAAGCCUGACGCGUCCCCACGGCCCAAAUCUGCCAGCCCCAAAUCUGCGGUGUCCAGCCCCACACAGGAGGACGCACCCACCCCCACCCCUGGGGAAGAACAGGCCAAAACCCCCACCAAAGAAGACAAGGAAGGUACUGCUCCAAGGGCGAAGUCUGUCAGUCCUAGAGUGGUCACUCCCACUAAAGAUGCAAAACCUCUGUUCACCAAAGUGCAACCUAAGGAGCAGCAAGAACAAAAACAAGAAGAAGACGAUGACUUGAAACUCGAGGAAGUGUCAUUUUAUGAAACAGCAAAAGGAGCAGGGAUUCUGGAAGGGCUGUCUACAGGAUGUUUCGACUCCCCUAAUGUCAAGAUGUUGCGGACAUGUUCCAUGCCUGACCUGAGCAGCCUGUUCAAGACAGACAUCGCUCUCAACCCGUUCUUUGAUGAGAUGCACGCACAUGCGUCCGUCCGUGCCUCACUUGGGCUUGGUGAUGUCGGCACACCGCUGGGAGAGGACCAUCGCCUGUCCAUGGAUGAUGCAGAUGAUGAGGCAGAGGGGGAAGAGAAGCCAGAGGGUGAAGAGAAGGAUGCAAGUGAUGAAGGGGAGGACCUACAGGACUACUACAAGAUGAAGGAGUCCAUGGAAAAUCUACUGGAGGACAGCACAAGUGGUGAGGAGGGGGGUGACGAGGCGGAGGACACAGCUGACAACAUGGAUGAGAAGGAUGUGGACACGACAGAGACAGCAGAGGGAGCGGAGGGAGGGGAGGAGGAGGAAGAUGAUGACAGUCGUUCCAGCCCUGCAGAACCCCUUAAUGAAGAGUGGCAAUCUGAAAAUCCUCUUCCUGUCCUUCAUCUUCCUGGCUUACCUGUACUUCACCUGUCAUCAGCUAGGGGGAGCCCGGAGGACUACUGGUCCACUGCUGAUGAGGAUAUAGAGGAGGACGAGGAGAAAACAUUCCUUACUUUACUUAGACAGGCUCUAGAGGACUCCAAAGACAGUGAGAGUGAUGAGCGAGACAGUCUGAGUGAUGAUGAUGACGAUGACAGUGUCUUCUCUCGGUUGGAGGAGACCAGAAUGCGACUCGAGGACGAACUCGGUCCAGAUGUGUUCAUCAAGGCGUACAAGGCCAUCCAGGCCUUCCAUGAAGAUGAGGAUGAGAACAUGGUUGAAGGACCAAAGGUCGUAGGUCAGAUCCUGGGCAAGGAGAAGGAGCACCUGUAUCCCAAGAUCCUUCAGUUGGUGAUGGCUGAUGGGGCAUAUUGUGAAGACGAAUGAUGUGGCUUGGGAAAGUAUUAACCGUAUACUGAUAAUGACUGACACCAAAGGGACCACUUCUUCACAUUCUAACAUUACAUGCUGCACACUAAAGAUACAGUUACCUAUAAAUAUAGAUCUGACUAUUAUAUGGAUCUAACUAUUAUAUAGAUAUGUAGAGCUGUAUUAAAAGGUAAUUGUAGGGAGUAUGAUUUGAUGUGGAGUUGUAUAUUUUUGUGCUGUAAUGAAGAGAAAUGAUAGGAAAUAUGGUAAGGUAUUUUUCAAGUUGACCAAUUGUAGAUGAUAUAGCUUUGCACUGCUGCAUCCAAAUGUAAUGUUGUACUGUAUUACCCAAUAGAAAAGCAUUGCAAGACGUCGACAAUUCAACAAAAGCCGUCCCUCUUGUAGGACUGCUGAGAUUAAUGUAAUAUGAAUUUUGCAUGGUAAACACAUUGUACCUAAGGACAAGUAUUGUGGCACAUUUGUUCUGCCUGACCUUUGAUAUCUUGCAUUUAAUUUGAUGGUCAAUAGAUAAUAAUCAGUUAGACUCUAUGCUAUCAGUGAUUGGACAAAUAAGGUCAACUUGAUAUAGUAUAUGUGCAUGUACAGAAACAGUCUGGUCAUGAUUUGCACUCUGAACUCUCACUCACUCACGAUUUGGUUUAAUAGUAUAAUAUCUGUUCCCCAUCCCUUGGGGAUUAGACGCACGUAGAUGAGGGGGCUUGAUGGCAGCUCGCCAGCGUCCUCUGUCACUUGGGUUGACAUUUAAAAUACAGAAUUAAACAAUAUGGAAAUCUAGCUUGCUAGUAGUCAAUUCUGGUGCAGUGGAAAAUGGGACCUUUGAGCACUUGUGAUUAUUGAAGUACAUCCAUACAAUGAGAUAGUCUUACUUCUCAGUGAGAUAGUCUUGAUUCUCAGUGAGAUAGUCUUAAACUUCUCAAUGAGAUAGUUUCAACAAAUAGUAUGUUCAGUAAAUACAGUCAGCACUAUAUGUGUAUGUAAAUAUGAGACAUCACUAUUGACCAAUUACAGAUGCUUGUUGCUGACAUCCUGUACCAAUAGCUAAAUGAACAUAUACUGUAGCAGAGUAUUUUGCAAGUAAGUCUAUUGUGAAUAGUAAGUAGAAGAUAGCGUAGUGAUGUGCAUAUACAAUGUCUUGUGUAUAUUUACAUUUACGUGUGUGCAUCUGUAUCAUUGCUGCUUACACAGUUACCAUUUGCCAAGUUGUGCCUCAAAAUAACUACAUGUGUGUGUAUUUGACCUGCUGCUUUAUACAUGUUUAAAUGAUCUCAAAAUAUUUUAAGUAACAAAAGAAGACUGAGUGACAAAUCCAUAGUUACAUAAGUCUUGUGUAUUGUCUGCAACAUUGAUUUUGAACUUAGUAGUAUUACUUACUGUAUACCUUGCGCUUUGUUUCCUUUUUGGGUGUUUUUUUAGCUUGUUUUUCCAAAUUUCAAUGGGCAUAUUUUGAUUUGUACAAAAACCUUUGGGCAUGCUUGUGACAUUCCUAUGUUCAUGGGCAAAUGUAUUAGGAAUUGUUCAUGAUCAUUCAUUGUAACAUUCCAAUUAACAGUCUUAGAAGCAUAUUCAUGUAUCUUUGUUAAAUCGACUGUAAUCUUUAAAAUUUGUUUAUUGGUCUCUGUACAUUCUACCCUGUCACUGAGUGUCAUACGUAUUACAUGUACUAUAAUACAUGUAGGUACCAAUACCGUGCUUCGUUAGAUGAUAUAAGAAAAAUCUGUACACAUUUAAAAGAUGCAAGCAUAAUGGUGUACAUUGUAUGUGUAGCAAUAUCAUGUAGUGUUUUCAACUAAGUUGCAUACUUUGCAAACUGUGUUUGCAUCUUAAUCUUUGCUGUGAUUGAAUGGUGACUGAGUGAUAAGUCUUCAGAGAACACAAACAUCUGUUAUGUAUGUAUGUAUAUAUAGUCUAAAACACAAUAUACGGUAUUUGUGCAUCACAGGCAAUAUGCUGGUUGGUUAAGCCUGGAAGUUUCAGACAUCUAGACCUAUGAAUUUGCACUUGUUGAAACCGUUUACAGCAAUAUCAUUGAAGUCUUUUGUAAGGGUAUACGUAGUUGUCAACAUCACAACAUUACAAAUGCCAAGUUGCCAGAGAACUUCCAGGUUAAACCACCAAGUGUGAUGUCAUAAUCACUUGUGACAAGUUUUGCUUAUUUCACAAAUAAUAGAUGGGUGCACAUUUUUAUUUUGUUUUGUCAACUUAAUACAUACAUAUGUCCAAGACAUACGUCCACGUUUGUGUUCACGCCCUGAAGACAAUUGGGAGAAUUCCAAAAUACAUGAGAAUUCACAAAGAUGCACUGAUU
This is a messenger RNA of Branchiostoma floridae (Florida lancelet), 6816 nucleotides long. Its product is annotated as serine/threonine-protein kinase Nek1-like. The transcript has 39 exons. The record is from RefSeq and is a predicted model, not a curated record. Lineage: Eukaryota; Metazoa; Chordata; Leptocardii; Amphioxiformes; Branchiostomatidae. Gene Ontology annotation, molecular function: ATP binding; protein kinase activity. Bases 327 to 4508 code for a protein of 1393 amino acids. Gene Ontology annotation, biological process: protein phosphorylation.